AUGAACCUGAAAUCUGAACGCAGAGGAAUUCACGUUGAUCAGUCAGAGCUACUGUGCAAGAAGGGAUGUGGUUACUAUGGCAAUCCUGCUUGGCAGGGAUUUUGCUCCAAGUGCUGGAGAGAGGAAUACCAUAAGGCCAGGCAGAAACAGAUUCAAGAGGAUUGGGAGCUGGCAGAGCGGCUUCAGCGCGAGGAGGAAGAAGCGUAUGCCAGUAGUCAGAGUACCCAAGGGGCGCAGUCGCUGACCUUUUCAAAAUUUGAAGAAAAGAAAACCAAUGAGAAAACACGAAAGGUCACUACUGUGAAGAAGUUCUUCACUGCUUCUUCCAGAACAGGAGCUAAGAAGGUGGCUCAAGAGAAAAUCGCUAAGCAAGGACAGCUUGGGAGGGAGCGAAAUGCUGAUAACAUUCUCAGGGAUUUGAAGGAAAUUUUUACUCCCUCCUGGGAACUGGCUUCCCCUACUGAAGUCUUGGCUGGCAAGCUGAAAGAGAUCCAAGAAGCCAAGGCUCCCAGCCCUUCCAUAAACAGGCAGGCCAGCAUCGAGACAGACCGAGUAUCCAAGGAAUUCAUAGAAUUUCUCAAGACGUACCAUAAACCUGGACAAGAUAUCUAUAAGCAAUGUAAACUAUUUUUGGACACAAUGAAUCAUAAAAGGGACUUAAGUAUUGAGGAGCAAUCUGAAUGUGCCCAGGACUUCUAUCAAAAUGUAGCAGAGAAGUUACAGACACGGUGGAAAGUGCCCCCUGAAAAAGUUGAGAAAGCAAUGGAUCAGAUUGAAAAAUAUAUUAUGACUCGACAGUAUAAAUAUGUCUUUUGCCCUGAAACAACUGAUGAUGAGAAGAAAGAUCUUGCUGUCCAAAAGAGAAUCAGGGCUUUGCACUGGGUAACUCCACAAAUGCUGUGUGUUCCUGUCAAUGAAGAAAUUCCAGAAGUCUCUGAUAUGGUUGUAAAAGCAAUUACAGAUAUUAUCGAAAUGGAUUCAAAGCGUGUCCCUCGUGAUAAAUUAGCAUGCAUCACCAAGUGCAGCAAGCAUAUAUUUAAUGCUAUUAAAAUCACAAAAAAUGAACCAGCUUCUGCUGAUGACUUUCUUCCAACACUUAUAUACAUUGUUUUGAAGGGAAACCCACCCCGCCUGCAGUCUAACAUCCAAUAUAUAACACGCUUCUGUAAUCCAAGCAGGUUAAUGACAGGAGAAGACGGCUACUAUUUUACCAAUCUGUGCUGUGCUGUGGCCUUCAUUGAAAAACUGGAUGCUCAGUCUUUAAAUCUAAGCCAAGAAGAUUUUGAUCGUUUUAUGACUGGUCAGACAUCCCCGAAGAAGCAAGAAUCCGACAGUUUUUCGCCUGAUGUGUGCCUGGGUGUUAAGCAAAUGUAUAAAAACUUAGACCUACUAUCUCAGUUGAAUGAGAGACAGGAAAGAAUUGUCAACGAAGCCAAGAAGCUUGAGAAAGACCUAAUAGAUUGGACUGAUGGAAUUACAAAGGAAGUCCAAGAUAUUGUAGAGAAAUAUCCAUUAGAAAUAAAACCAAAAAAUCAAGCCUUAGCAGCUAUUGACUCUGAAAACGUGGAGAAUGACAAGCUACCCCCACCACUGCAGCCUCAGGUUUAUGCAGGAUAAUUAUCAGUGUUAACUUUGAAAAGCAUCAUUAUCCUCACCUAGUACUAUCUGCUCCUUGGGAAGGGAAGUAAAUUUAAGGCUAAAAAUGAAAUGAGCUUAAAUCAGUACAUUUUUAAAGGUACUUUUUUUUUUCUUGAGUGUAUUGUUAAUUGUAUUUAUUUUAGUUAAGUAGAUUUCUAUUAGGCUUUUGUGGGUUUUGAACUGAAUUGAAAUUUUCUACACAAACCGGUGUAAUUUUUAAGCAACACUAGUCCCUUGACAUCUUUCCUGA
This is a messenger RNA of Charadrius vociferus (killdeer), 1888 nucleotides long. RefSeq names its product RAB guanine nucleotide exchange factor (GEF) 1 (gene RABGEF1). Lineage: Eukaryota; Metazoa; Chordata; Aves; Charadriiformes; Charadriidae. Gene Ontology annotation, cellular component: endocytic vesicle; cytosol. The record is from RefSeq and is a predicted model, not a curated record. The transcript has 10 exons. Gene Ontology annotation, biological process: vesicle-mediated transport. Bases 1 to 1617 code for a protein of 538 amino acids. Gene Ontology annotation, molecular function: small GTPase binding; DNA binding; zinc ion binding.